Molecule: messenger RNA, 678 nt
Organism: Aspergillus eucalypticola CBS 122712
Lineage: Eukaryota; Fungi; Ascomycota; Eurotiomycetes; Eurotiales; Aspergillaceae
Product: aminoglycoside phosphotransferase family protein
Exons: 4
Coding region: 1-678 (225 amino acids)
Source: RefSeq, a predicted model, not a curated record
AUGACCUGCGGCUCGGAACCACAUUCUCAAACUGAUUACAUCUACAAAAGCCAAGUCAAAUUGUUUUACCGGUCGACCGACCUAGGUGUCUGGUCGAUUGGAUCCAAGCUGACAUCGAUCCCAGCCCCAAAGAUUCUCAAGGAUUGGAAAGGAGGCGAUCAUAGCCUGAUGUUGAUGGAAUGUGUUCUUGGCGAGCCACUAAGCACUGCCUGGCGGAAACUCUCUGCGGAGGAGAGAGAAAACAUCGCAAAACAAACAGCGGAUUAUCUGCUCCAACUUCGCGAACUUCAGUCCGAUUAUCUUCAAAAGAUUUGUCCCCGCGGCCCAUUCGCUUCAGAUGAAGAGCUUUGGAAAGAAAUGGAGGGUGCAUUGCAUGACUCUGUUCCCGAGGCCGUGCGGAGACUACUCCGACGCCGGAUGCCGCCGGUUACGCCGUAUACCUUUACCCAUGGGGACCUUAGCUACGGCGAUAUCGUGGUAAAGGAUGGCCCUGUUACUGGAAUCAUUGAUUGGGAGACGGCCGCGUACAUGCCUGUAUGGUAUGAAGUGUGGAGGAUAUUGUUGCGCAACUGCAUGCCUGAUUAUGAUGUUGCGUACAACCUAUGGCACCAUUAUCAGUAUCUUUGUCUCGAUUCAAUCCUAGGGGGAAGGCAUCCCAUCGAUGAAGCCUCACGUUAG